This is a messenger RNA of Taeniopygia guttata (zebra finch), 6870 nucleotides long. RefSeq names its product Jupiter microtubule associated homolog 2 (gene JPT2). Gene Ontology annotation, cellular component: nucleus. NCBI's taxonomy places the organism in Eukaryota, Metazoa, Chordata, Aves, Passeriformes, Estrildidae. The record is from RefSeq and is a predicted model, not a curated record.
GAUCUCGAGCGAAUGAACUGCGUUCGAUAGGCUGCCCGUCACGAUGGGCAGCCAAAUAGGCCAAUGGCCGAGCAAGGCGGGGCGGCCGGCUCUCCCCGCGGCGCGGUUGGAGCGGUGUUGUGGUGUGGAGCUGCUGAGUGCCACCAUGUUCCAGGGCGCUGAGGCUGAGGCGGCCAAGCCUAGCUCCAGGGUACUGAAGCCCCCAGGGGGAGAUUCUAGUAAUCUCUUUGGGAGUACAGAAGAAGUGUCUUCUUCAAGCAGGCCACACCGGAUGGCAUCCAGUAUCUUUGGAGCCUCAGAAAAACCUCAGAACAUUCCAAAAAGAACAAACCCUCCAGGAGGAAAAGAAAGUGGCAUUUUUGAGGACUCUAGUUCUGCUCAGCCUCGUCCACGCUUGAAUCCACCUGGUGGGAAGACAAGCGAUAUCUUUGGGUCUCCUGUCUCUCCCAGCAUUGUGCGAGCACACCCGAACAAACCCAAGGAUCACAUGGUCUUAAAAGAAGAGGAAAUACCAAAGAAGCUAGAAGCUACAGAAAAUACCAAACCACAGCUGGAAGACGGAGGCGAGAAAAAAGCUCUGGGCAAAGAGGAGCAAUGCAAGGAGCCAGAACCCAAGAUAGACAAUCACGAACCGCGACUAGGGCCAAGGCCACGCUCACACAAUAAAGUCCUCAAUCCGCCAGGGGGGAAAUCCAGCAUUGCGUUCUAUUAGGGUCAUCGUGUCACUGUCAGUAAUGGAGAAAGUCUUGUCUAUGCCGGUGAGGUCAGUUUAUACACUAUUGCUUGUGAAUAGAUUCUUAGGCAAAUGGAUGAGGGUUAUGUUAGAGCAUGUAGGAAGGAUAACCUGGUGAUUUGGGGAGGGAAUGGGUGCCUUGUGGAAGAUGUGAGUACUGGCCUGCCUGGGUGGGUGGCAGAGCCAGACAUUAGUGUAACUUAGUGAAAAAUCAGUGCUACUUAGUGGUAAGUUCCUCAGACUGUUAGGUUCUUAGCUAGCUUGUGGCUCAGGAGGCUCUUGUGGAAUCAGGCUUCCAUAUAGUCAACAUGUCAAACAUUGUGAUUGGGAAGGGCCUGAAGGUUGCACUUGAAGCUUCUGAAGUAAAGCAGGUAGGCUGGGCUUUCCCCUAAGCAAUGGGAUGCAGCUUCCAGCGUGAGCUGACUUGCAGUUAUAUGAAUAUAAAUAUGUUCCACAGGAACAAGUACUGCUGCCAUGGUUAAGAGUGUUUUCAGUCAUUGCUUUUUUUUCUCCUUUCUUGCUUGCAGCACAUGAUUGCUGAUACAAGGACAAAAUAUGCAAAAAAAUUUUUUUAUACUCAUAAACAAUCAUAUGUUUGUAAAGACUGUGGUCUUCCCCUGUCUAGGUAUUCAGGUCUUUUGGAUGCCUUUAGUUAUUUGCUGAUUACUGUGACUAGCUCUUCACAUGUGGAGUCCAACUUGCUGUUUCAUGUAGGUGCUUCUAGUUGAGUGCUUGUAUGUUUUCUGGUAAAGAUGUGGGUGCAAACAAUAGCUUUAUGGUACUCUUUGAACAGAGGCAACUUUGAAGUUUACCACAGAGCAUAGGCUGAGGUGUUAGCCAGGUCACUCUGACCCAGCCUUUGUAGAAAGAGCUUAGCUUCAGCACAUGUUUUCACUUGGCUCCCUGUGGAAACCAGGACAGUUCUCCUGUUUCCACCACAGUGAAUUUCCUGUUGGUUUUGCCUGUGCUGAGUCUGUUAGUGAAUUCUCCUGUCUUUCAUCAGCCUUACCUUUGCCUUUGUCUCAGAUUUUUGUUAAGAAAACUAUGUAAGUUCUCCCCAACCUAGAGCUGUAGUUGAUUUUGCUGUAGAUUAUCUUAGUUGGAAAAUCAAAGACAGCACAAACAGAGGGUUUGUAUUACUAAAAUCUGUCAUAAAUCAUGUUUGGAAGAUGUGCAUGUUUUGCACAGAUGUUUUUGGGGGAGGGUUUGUUCCCUGAAUUGAUUGAUGAUCCUAUCCAGAGCUUUGAUACAUGAAUGUUAACUCUAGGUGCUUACUGUUAAAUAUAUUGAAUACUGCCCUUUUAAAUCUGACAUAUCAAAACAUUUCUUGCAUUUCUUUCUUUGGAAUCUAAGUAAUGUUUUCAGCCCCGUCAGGUACACCAAAGAACAAGUGGCCUUACUGUGUAUAUCCACUGCUGUUCUAGCCCACAGUCCUUGGGAACUGCUGCCAUUGAGACAGGAUGGGCCAGCUGCUAAACCUUUCUGUGAUUGUAAUGCUUCUUAGGCCGCACAAUUCCCUUGUGUCAGCAGCGGUGGGUGAGUGCUUUAAGACUUAGCUGCCUUUUCAAAUAGUGAAACAUAUGGGGCAGUGCUAGGAUAGAAACAGCCAUGGAAAGUAGGGAUUUGAAUGCCUUUGUACCUUUCAGAUUGGUUUGGAGCUGCCUGUUAAUUUUCCCCCCAGGAAAACAAGGCAGUAGUUCAAACUGCAACCAUGGAAUGAACUUAAGUUAGUUCCAACUAUGUACUUCUUAGCGCCUCUUCCUGAGUCUCUGCUCUCCAGCCUCUGGCUGAGUCUCAGACACAUUAGCCAUUUCAGUUCCUUGUUCCACUACUUGACAGGAAGCUGUCAUAUAGAAAAGUCAACCAAAGGCUGCUUCCUACAUUGCAGGCUGUGGUGUAGCUGAUGGUAUCUGCAAUACCAAGCAUUUGGCAUCUUUUAUUUAGUACCUGAUGUGCACUGGCUUCAGUGCCUGUCCUUUAAGGAGCAACUUCUAACUAGGCCUUAAAUUAGUUACAUUCUGUUAAAUUUCUUGCAUUUCUUUCUUUGGAACCUAAGCAAUGUUUUCAGCUCUUCAAGUAAGGUAGAUCUGAGAAUUUCUCUGGGACAGAAGGGGAUUUGGAAUCAACUGACAGAACAUGCAGUUACCAAUAAACAAGUAUUUUGUCACUUCAUUGUGUGCUAUAGAUGCCUGCUUUUAUAAAUUGGUCAGUACUCUAUUUCACCAUAGAUACACUGGUGAAUUUUAUGGUCUGAAAUGGGAAAAAUUGCACAUAUAUUUUCCAGCUUUCCAUACAUGGGACUGUACUCAGGAGCUGUGACAUCCUGCCCAAGGCUGCACAUGAGACAGAUGCCUCUUAUCCCUGGGGAGUGGUAGGACAGUAGCAAGAGCUCAGCUUAAUGCCUUUUUGUGGGCAGCAUUCCAUGAUGUUCUGUACCACACUGGGAUUCUGCUAUGUUCUUCAGCAAUAUUGUAAAUAUAAUUAGAUAUUCAAAUAUUUUAAAUAGUUAAGGCUAUUUGUAGAAAAACAUAGUAAUUCCCCUUGAACGAGUGAUACUCUUUAUGUGGAGAAGUCAUACCCUCACUUGUGUGUUUCUAGUGAGCGCAUAAAACACCCUUCAUGUACCAGACUGCCUUGGCUGACAGAGGAGGGAACUCCAGCUACUACAGACAUUGCAAUUCUGGGUGAGAUGGACACAGUGACCUCUCAGCCAGGAUGUUGUGUGUCUGCGGCAUUCAUCCCUGAACUUCCAGACUGUAAUGCUCACAGAGCCUCUUGGCCAGCCCUCACUCAAGAGUGACUUCUAUGUUUGGCCAUUUACAGUUCAGAACUCUCCUCUGAAACAUAUACAGUUUGGGUGGGAUCUGCAUAGUGUGAGAAUGUGGCAAUGUCCUUGAUAAAUAGCACAUUAGCAAUGAAGUAGUUUCUUUCCUUUGAGCUGCAGCCAAGAGUAGACAGCAGUAUAGCUCUAGUUUGCAACUGUGUGUGUUACCUCAUUGCUUUCCCCAAAACUGUCGGUUUGUAGCUAAACACUUGGGAUAGAAUGUUAUCGGAGUUGUUGCUUCAGUCUGGGAAGGAAAAUUAUGGUGUCCAUAGCGAGCUUAGCCUAAGAAGUGGUUAAAGGAGGAUUUUGCAUGCUUUAGUGAGUCAUGUGUGGUUCUACGCAUAUGUGUUGCUUAGUCCCUAAAUAUGUCACUGUGUCUGUCCUGAACAAGAGCUCACAGCUCUAGUGAACUGGCCAGCUGCAGUGUGUCAUCCCUUCUGAUCCUCAUGUGUACCAGUUAACCCAGAUCAUGCAUGUUUUUUCCCUGUGAAGACUGCUGGCUACUGUACAAAACCUUUUAAGUUGGCACAGUCUGAUACUGUCCAUCUGUUGCAUCACACCCUGCAUUGCACUUUCAAUGAAGAAGAUUAAUGUCCUCUCUGUUGGUGUUUUAAGCAACAUUAUUGUGAGUUUUUUAAAUUAUUUAUAAUGGCUAAUUAGACUUGGAAUAUCCAAAGUACAUUCUUGGGGCUUGUCUAGUGAGAGAAGAUAUAUAAAGUAGUGAUGUGUGGAGACAAUUAUUUAAGCACUAAAUGAGUAACUUCUGUAGUAUGUUCCCUGGAAGGCUGUACAAUAUGAUCACACUGGUGUAUGGAUGUCCAAGUAUCUUGGCUACCUGGGUGAUUGUGUAUUGGAGUUGGCCACCCAGUGAAUUUCAGCAUGAAGUUUUGCUGAAACCAUGUAUCACUUCCCUUUGGAAAAGGUGAUGGAUUAAAUGUCAUUGAGACUGGAAUUUUCCAUUUUUUCUUAAGGCGCAAAGACAGGUCACAGCAUCCUGGCUGGGGGAGAUUUGGUCACAUGUAAGCUGUUUCUGUCAUUACUGGUUAUCAGCUGUGCAAGAAGUAGACUGGGUAACAAUUCAUUGCUGGCCAAAAACUGAUGCCUAGAAGCCUCCCAGCAGGCUAAGCUGGCUGCCUAGGCUCUGCCCAGUCGCCACUCCUCCUUUUGAACACAGUUGAUGAGCAGGAAGAGGCAGAUUUAAAUUAUUGGGCUAAAUUAGUAGCCCUGAUUAUUUUUGUAGUUUUAUCUUGCUUCUGGGAAUUAACACAGUCUCAUGUUGAAUUUGCUUUCCCUUUCUUUCAAGUUCCUUAUAUUGCUAGCUGGACAACCUCUUCUUCCUCAAGCAGAUUGAAAUACUCUCCAUAGCCAGCAAGAAUGCAGGAAUUUGCAUUACUUAUCAGCCUCUCUAGGUCCAGCUGCCUUCUAAUUCUGGUGUCUUACCCACUGCUUUCAUCCUUCCUCCUACAUAUACAGACAUUAGAAGUAGUAGCUGUGCUGCCUUUGGCUUCUCCGUGACCCCUCCUCUACUGCUGCUUGGGUGUGUGCUAUGUGCCACUUAAGCCAAAACCACAGACUGCUCUGUGUCCAGGUGUAUCAGAAGCACAGGGGCCUGUUGAAGUAAUGGGAACUUGUCGUUAUGCCAGGUUCUUCAUGAAGAUCAUAAAAAUGAUGGCUUUUUCUCCACUGUCUUGUCCCGCAGACUUAUAUAAAUGUGUGCUCUACUGUGACACUGUUUAACGUCCUGGCUGCUGGGAGCAUGCGCUUGGGCAUGAAGGGCAACACAAGUCCAAGUGUGAACUGCCUGCACUAUUGUCCACUUUCAGGCUUCAGUCUGUAUUUUGCAAGUCUCAAUGCACUGUGUGCAGUUUUGGCCUGCCUAGUACAAGACAAAUGUGAUUUAGGGAAUGCAGUGAUGGGCCACAAAGGUGAUAAAGAGACUGGAGCAUCUGUCACAGGAGGAGGGGCUGAAAGAGCUGGGGCUGCUCAAGAAGGUUCGGGGAGAUCUGGCCAGUGUGCUCAAGUCCCUGCUGGGAGGAAGCAAGGAUGAGGGGGCCAGACUUUGCUGUGGACAGGAGGCAAUGGGAAAAAGAGAAACCACACAGAAUUCCAUCUGAACACAAGGAUGUACAUUUUUCCUGUGAGUGGUCAGAUACUGGGACAGGUGGCCCAGAGAUGCUGCAGAGUCUUAAUCCAUGGAGAUGUUCAAACUCUGCUCUGUACUCUGCCUUCUGCUCCAUGUUGAUUCUUUAGGGUUAUUUGUUUGCUAAGCAAAGAUGCCAGGCUUGCAGAGCUAGUGACUUCAAACUGUGACUGUGAAACCUGCUCAGCAGAAACCCAGGGCAGCAGUAAUACGCCAUCCAGAUGUAGGUGUGUAGCCACAAUACACCCAGCUACAAUUGGGAACUCACAGUAGCAAAGGAGUAAGUGAUUUUCAGCCAGCUGGUAGAGACCAGCAGGGGCACAGACGUGAAUGCCAAGAGAGUGAAGACUGGCAGAGUCAGCAUGGCACAGACAAUAGCAAGGACACCUCAGUCCAACACAGUGGUGGUGAAGGGAAUGAACAGAAAAUCCCUUCCAGGGGACCCUGCUUCCCAUGGGUCCUAGUGGCACAUGGGGCUGCGCAGAGUGGGCUGGCAGGAGUGGCAGUGACACGGCAUUUCCUUGGCUGUUAGCAGUGUAGCAGACCAGCUGUUCUACCUCUUGCAUAGGCUUCUGAACUGAGAACUGAAGUGUUAGUAGGUGUCCGGCACUCAAGCAAAACCACAGGUUUUAACAAAGGGGAAGGGAAAACAUCGUUAUACCAUGAUAAUUACGGAAAUAAGGAAUGAAAGCUGUUUGACAAAACAGGGCCUGAUUGCAUGAAAGUUGUCCUUUCCCACUUGCAAAGCUUAUCCCAGUCCUUUCUGUUUCCGUCUCAGGCUUCCCAAAACACUCAGCCAUAUACCACAGGUUGAUGCUACCAUAGCGCAAUUACAGGACAGAGGUAAAAACAGGGGAAUGUUACUUCUUGUAAUUUAAGUCAGGUUAAGGUGCGUCUCGCAGUUUGCAAGGAUAUAAAGGACUCCUCGUUCAGCCACAACAGGUGAAAUUCUGUUUGAGGGGGCUGUAGCGGACAUUUCAAAAAAUCAGGAACAAGUUAUCAGCAAGUGCUUCAUGUUUUGGGUACUCACAAUUAAUAUGCCAACUGCUACAGAGAGAAUGAGGGAGCUGUCGUAUACUGCCCCAAAAAUGUAAGCAGCUGCCUCCUGAUUUUAACCAGAAUAUUUAUCCUGGAUAAACUUGCUUAAAAUAAAAUGAAGCCAAGAAAAUAAAA